Messenger RNA from Cordyceps fumosorosea ARSEF 2679, 4107 nucleotides. Its product is annotated as C-x8-C-x5-C-x3-H type zinc finger protein. Gene Ontology annotation, molecular function: metal ion binding. The coding region runs from base 1 to 4107 and encodes 1368 amino acids. NCBI's taxonomy places the organism in Eukaryota, Fungi, Ascomycota, Sordariomycetes, Hypocreales, Cordycipitaceae. The transcript has a single exon. The record is from RefSeq and is a predicted model, not a curated record.
AUGCAGUCGUGGCCCAAUCCUAGCCAAGACGACGGUGGCGGGCAGGACGCCUGGCAAUCUAGCUUUGCCUUUGCCGACCAAGGAGCCGCCUUCGACCCGAAUCAGCAAUGGGCCCAGCAGAUGGCGGGCCAAACGGCCGACUUUUCACACCUCCAUCAAGACCCUGCGGCAUUCUUCGACGCGUCCUCUGCAUCCAGCAAUCCCUACAUGCAAGCGCACGGUAGUCCCACGAAUCAACCUACAUUUUCGACCCAGCCGUACGGCCAACAAGACCAGGAUGCCAUCGAUACUGCUUUCCAUAAUGUACAUCCUAAUCUGUAUGCACAUGGAGCCAAGCCCAAUGCCGGGGCGAAUACCAAUCAACUAGACGAGGGGCAGGCGUUUGCUCCGCAUAACUAUUCAUUUCCGCCAGGAAAUGCAACCUUUCACCAGCAACCAUUCACGCAAUCGCAUCUGCAACAACAUCCGGUCAACCGACAGCCAGAGCAGUAUGGAGCUUUCCCGCAAACCCAACAAGCCGCAGUACAACCACAACGAGUCGUCACGCCGCAGGGCGCGUAUCGCCAUAGUCCAGGGCUCGUUCCGCCGCCUACCGGUCAACCAGCACAGUAUCAAACCGAUCCGCAUAUGAAUUAUCCCGCACAAAGGCAGCCAUAUCAAUUACAGAACGAGCAAGUAAAUUCGCCCCAGCCGCAAAGACAAGCCUACCAAGAUGGCAUCCAUACCUUCCAAGGACAACCGACUGCUGUCCAGCAGAAUGCCACGCAACAAAAUAUACAAUACGCCGUCAACGCAUUUUCGCCUCUUGAUGCAACAGGCCUUGCUGCUAAGAAAAGGAAAAGGACCACGAAAACUCCCGACUCGAGCUCCGAAGCGACACAGGAUUCGGUAUCAGAUACGCCGGCAAAGAAGGUUGAAGACAUGGAUGCAUAUCCUGUUCCUGUACCCUCGGCCGAAGACCAAGAGCGACUUGCCAAAUUUAGCAAACGCAGUAAAUCCGCACAAGUCAAAUAUCCGUCCAUCAAUGGCCUGCCGCACCUUGUAUUCGAUGGCAGCAUGAAGAUGCCAGCGCCCAAGAGCUUCGAUAAGCUCGCCCCCCUCGUGACCCUACCGCCAAGAUCUGGAAAGGCCAUGGUCCCUGAACUGGGCUAUAGCCUACCCUGCGAAAUCCAAGGAAAAUUCACAAGCCAGUACCGCCCAGCGCCGGAUCGAGCUGGCCUAAAUGAAAGACGCAUGGAAGCAAAGGACCUUUUGGAUCAAUUUGAAGGGUCCAUGAAAGCCAUGGGCAAGCGUCGGCCCAAGUACACAGAGUAUCCUCACGCCUUUAAGGAGCAAAUGAAAUCAGACGAGGCAGUUAGGAACAAGGCUGGAAAGAAGGCCAAGAAGGAGCUAGAGGGCGACCAGAAUAAGUCUAUUCGCUCUGCUGUUCGACCAACAGAUCCGGUGGAGGCCGCAAGUUGGGAUGCAAUUGGUAUCGUGCAUCUCGACCAAUCCGUUGCGCGCACAAGCUCGUUAAUUGCGCAGCGAGUGCAGCAAGCGGGAGAUUUAAUUAUAAAGUUGCGGGGCGAAAUGCACAAGGCAAAGCAAGAGCUGGACCAAGCAACGAAAGAUAAGAAACUGGAGUCCGAGAUUGUGGUCAUUAAAGCCAAUUACGAACAGAGAAAGGAAGCCUUUUUUCGUGCUUUGGACUCGAUAGUUGAGCAUGCUGAUGACGCCGUCUUGGAUAAUCUGGGAGGACACCACAAGCUCAUUCUGAGCCUCGUCAAUGCGCUGAUUGCUUGCGUCAAGGCCGCGGACUUUUCAGGCAAGCUACCGAAAAUCGUGCUGGAGCUCAUUUCGCUCUUCCGCAUGACGAAGAAGAUUGUCGACACAACGAACUUCGAAACCGUUCGCAAGCGUUUUGGUGACAAGGGUGACGCUGAUGUCAAAGAGAUUAUCCAAGACAUCAACGCCAAGAUUAAAAAGGUCAUGAAAGUAAGCGAGUCUGAGACGGCGACUGGAUACACAGGCACAUCGGCUGCUAGUAGGGCUAAAGCUGCGGCCAAAUCGGUUACCGAUACGACGAUAAAGAGAAGCCGGGAAGAUGAUUCGGACAGCCGGACUUCGAAGAAAAUUGUUGUCGAGCCACCAAACAGCAGCUCGCUACUCAAGAAGCUCGCCCAACCAAAAGCGCAACCACAGGCUGUUCCCAAGCCUGUGGCGAGCUCCAUUUUGCCUGGCAAGAGUCGACCAGCAGCCAAACCAACCACUAAGCUGGAGGGCCCAGCCAGCGUAGGCAGCCCUGCGGCUUCUGGUGACGAAAAACCAAAAGCUCCUGCCCGUAAAGUAUCCGAUAGCAAGAGCGAUCUCGCCAAGGCGCCGCCUCCUAAAUCAGCGACCUCGGCAACGUCUAGUGCACUUUCUGGUAUCGCAUCCCUCUUGGACUCCAUUAACGCACCAAAGGCGGAGGCCGCGGCGGCUGCAAUGGCUACUAAGGAAGCAGAGGUUGAGGAUGACACUGAAACCCCCGCAGAGAAGGCAAAGCGGCUGCGAAAACUGGAGCGUCGCAAACUGCGUGUUUCGUGGAAGCCGGAUCAUGAUCUCGUACAGGUCAAGAUUUUCCAGAAGGACGCCAACGAGGACGAAGGCCGCGCCAUGAACAUGAUUCGCGAUGCUGCUGAUGACAAGUCCGAAGGCAUGAUGCUGAAGCAACGAGUCGGCAUGGACGAAGAUGACGAAGAUGACGAUGUGCCCUAUCAACCAUGGCUUGGCCCCGUUGAGACGGACUUUUCCGGGCUCUCAGCGGAGAUCAGAAGCAAGAACUUUGUCACUCGCGGUGGUACAGUUACAUUUUCGACCGAAGAACAGAAGCGCAUUGCGGAGAGGGAGCAGCGGGAGCUCAUGGCCAUUUACACCGAUCCCGGCGACAUUCCGCCGACACCCAAAUCACCGCCCCUAGAGUCUGCAACAUCCGCAAUUCAGGGCAAGGUUGGGCAGCUGCCGAGCGAAGACGCCAAAUUCGCUGAAAUCCAGCGUCGCUGGGCUGACGAGCAGCAGAUGGGUGUUGAUCAGGCAUUGCUGGCGGCUGUUCAGCGCCUGCAAGCCAAGCAGACUCCUGCCAGCAAACUCGACGCGAUCCUUGGACGCCUUCGGAACAGCGAUCCUGCUGUGUCUGCCAGCCAAUCGGCCGCUGCCACUGCUGCAGCCCAACAACCGAUUUCGAUAGCGGCAAGCAACGUUCCUCUGAUUACUGGUCUCGCCGCAGAAGAGGGCAUUCUUGCAUGGCUUCGCUCAGAUAAGAUUGCUGUUUGGCGCGACCCGAACCCUGUCCAUGGAGAUAUCUCACGCCCACAUCGGUAUGCGGACGCAUCCUCCCAGGCUGCCGGCCACGUUAUCGAAGCUGUCGCGCAGUACCUACAAGGAAAGUCCUAUCCUGCUAACGCCCCUCCUGACUGGAUGCUUCAGUACGAAGACAAGGUAAAGGAGUGGUGGUUUGGCUACAACAAGGAAGCACCUGCAAGACAGCGCAGAGAAGAGGAGAGACGUGCAAGAGCUGCAGCGGAGGCCGGACCGGUGGCUAUCGCACAGGGGAUGCAAGAUUGGUCAUAUGCGCAGCAACAAGAAUUUGCCCCGUAUAUGGCGAUCCUGCAACAAAUGAAUGGUGGAAAUGCAGCAGUACCCCCUGCACUACCGCAGCAGCAAUCACAGAUGAAUGAUAGUCAGCUGCAGUCUAUUUUAUCGGCCAUUAACCAGGGCCCACCACAGCCUAGCCAGUCGAGUGGCGAUGCUGCGUACCAAAUGAUGCUGCAAAUGGCACAAGGACAGGUCUCGCAACAGCAGGCUCAGCAGCAACCGCAGUCGCAGGCGUCUGGUGGGGACAGGGAUCACGAUUGGGAGAGGGACGAUGAUCAGGAGCAGGACCGCGGGCGUGGACGCGACUGGGACCGAGACCGGGGCCGCGGUGAUGGCGGACGAGAGGAUCCGUAUCGUGACAACCGCAACAAGAAGAAGGCGACCCUGCCACCGCACAAGCCAGCCAACAAGGCGCUGAUUGGCACCAAGGCAUGCACGUUUUGGCAGCAGGGCAAGUGUGCUCGUGGAGAUAUGUGCACAUUCCGCCACGACUGA